Molecule: messenger RNA, 1743 nt
Organism: Xenia sp. Carnegie-2017
Lineage: Eukaryota; Metazoa; Cnidaria; Anthozoa; Malacalcyonacea; Xeniidae
Source: RefSeq, a predicted model, not a curated record
GACAGAAGCAGUUUAAGUCAGCGCUUGGCGAUACCUCCUACCGGAAAUUGUGUACCCCAAGAAAGUAUAAUAACCAGUGGAACUGGAUGUCAAACUCAGCAAAGCUUGCAACGAGACAAUUCGUCGCAGUUACAAUAUCUAUUAGAGAAGCAGCAGAUUACGAUGGACGAAGUAGUGAAGGGAUUAAGAAUGCCUCAAAGGGAAUACAUGAGUUUUGAUGGCGAACCUCGCAACUUUCCGUUGUUCAUGAAGAAUUUUGAAGUGAAUGUCGAGAGUAAAGAAAGUAAUGAUGCAGAUCGACUGAAUUACCUUAUUCAGUAUUGUAAAGGAACAGCAAGACAAGCGAUAGAGCAUUGCAUCAUUAUGCCUCCGGAUCAAGGAUACAAGCGUGCUAAGGAAAUCCUGAGAAAAAACUUUGGUCGAAAUCACAUCGUAACCCAAGCAUUCCUUGAGAAAGUCUUGAAUGGACCGCCAAUUAGAGUAAACGAAGCCGAGAAAUUGUCGCAGCUAGCAAGAGAUAUGGAAACGUGUCUCCUUGGUUCUAUUCAGUUAGGAAAUCGGGCAAGUAUCAAUUCGAUGGACACUCUGGGAAGGGUAGUUAGCCGCCUUCCAAUGCAUCUCAAGUCAAAAUGGGCUGAUAAAGCAAGCCAUAUGUACGACAAUCACAUCACACCAGAUUUCUCUCAUUUAACUGAAUUCAUACAAUCCCGCGCAGCCGUGGCUAGUACGUACUUUGGUCAAAUGAUUACCUCGAAAAAUGAAACCCGAAAGGAUGGAACUGACAGAUUGAAGAAGAAAUCCUUCUUGUUUAGUGGGAAUAGCACAAACUUAGCAACUCACAGCCAGAGAAUAUUUGACAGUAGUGAAUCAAAGGGAAGAAAUUUAUCCUGCGUACUAUGCAAAGGCACACACCAUCUUGAACGCUGUCACAAGUUCAGGGCUCAAAAUCUUCAGCAACGACAAGACCUAGUAAAGACGCACAAAGUUUGUCAUGCUUGCUUGAGCCCAGGACAUUUCGUGAAAGACUGCAGAGGUGCCCGCAUAUGCGGUGUUGAAGGUUGUCAGAGAAGGCACCAUCCUUUGUUACACUCAUCCGAAAUAAAGGCUAAGGAUUCUAAAUCAAGUGAAAGAAAUUCAAAUCCUGAACCAUCUGAAAGCGACAGCCAAUCCAAAGCACUCCCAACGUCUGGAGUUGGCGCGACAAAUUCAUCAUAUAGCAGUUGUCGUAUAGGUUUGCAAGUUAUUCCAGUUAAGGUCAGCGCACCCUAUGGUAGUCGUGUGAUAGAAACUUAUGCGUUCUUAGACAGUGGCUCCAACACAACCAUGUGCUUAACCAGUUUAGCUGAAGAUCUUGGAGCCGAUUGCUCACCCAUCGAAUUCACGUUAGCGACUGUUUCAGGCAGCCACAAAAGUAAGGGUCAACAGUUAUCUCUCGAUGUGGUUGGAGUAUCCACGGGCAAAGGUGUCAGACUAGAUAAAGUUUGGACGACCAACACUCUUCCUGUUGCUCUAGAAAGUAUUCCCACGAACACUGAUGUAGGGUGGUCUCACCUUAAAGGCGUUAAUCUAACCGAUUUAGUGGAUAAGAAAGUCACUAUCCUUAUUGGAAGUGACGUUCCCGAAAGCUCUUUGCCCCUUGAAGUGCGUUCUGGGAAAAGAAAUCAACCCUACGCAAUACGGACAAUCCUCGGUUGGACGGUGAUGGGACCUCUGAAGGAAAACCUUAUCAAGAAGCUCAGAUGA